This is a messenger RNA of Ziziphus jujuba (common jujube), 1301 nucleotides long. Its product is annotated as jasmonate-induced oxygenase 4-like. The record is from RefSeq and is a predicted model, not a curated record. Bases 578 to 1126 code for a protein of 182 amino acids. NCBI's taxonomy places the organism in Eukaryota, Viridiplantae, Streptophyta, Magnoliopsida, Rosales, Rhamnaceae. The transcript is spliced from 2 exons.
GCAAUAAACCAUGGUAUGACACCUGAAUUCCUAGAUGAAGUUCCUGAAAUUGCUAAACAAUUUUUUGAACUUCUAGUGGAAGAAAAGCAUAAAUACUCCCGAUAAGUUGAUGAUAUUGAAGGCUAGGGGAGUGACGUGGUUCUUUCAGAGCAACAGAAACUUGAUUGGACCUACCGACUAUUCUUAAUUAUAUAUCCAGAAAAUUAACGUAAGCUCAAAUUUUGGCCAGAAAAUAAUCCCCAAGCUUUUAGGUAAUUUUUCUUGUGAUCUUCUUACUAAGAAGUCAGAAGAACAAAUUCUUACAUUCAUAGCUAGAGUCAAGGAAAAAUGAAUUGUGAAAGACUAGCAUGGUAAUAUUCUUCUACUUGCCAUCUGAAUAAGACUUUAAGUCUAUAAAUGCAAAUAGGGCAAGCAAUUUUCCUGAAGUAUUCAUUUCUUUGAUCAUGCCCAUGUAUAGUAUGUUUAAGCAUCAUGCACAAAAAUCAUCCCCUCCCCACUGUAUGAAGAUAAUGAGUGUGCUUCACACUUUAACAUUACAAUACAUGAACACUGCAGGAGAAUUUUGCACAAAUUUUCCAUGAAAACACAAAGGAUAAGUGAAGUUGUCUUUAAGGCAAUGGCAAGGUCAUUGAGCUUGGAGGAAAACUGCUUCCUGAGCCAGUGUGGAGAACAAGCAACACCGCAACCAAGAUUCAACUUCUAUCCAAAAUGUGGAGGUCCUGGUCUCGUUCUUGGUCUCAAACCGCAUGCAGAUGGAUCAGCAAUCGCCAUUGUCCUGCAAGACAAAAAUGUAGAAGGUCUUCAAUUGUUAAAAGACAACCAGUGGUUUAAAGCUCCAAUCAUCCCCGAGGCUCUUCUCAUCAAUGUCGGCGAUCAAGUAGAGAUAUCAAGUAAUGGAAUGUUCAAGAGCCCAGUACACAGAGUAGUGACAAAUUCAAAAAGGAAUAGGAUUUCUGUGUCUGUGUUCUAUGGUCCAGAAACAGAUAAAGAGAUUAAACCAUUUGAUAGGCUAGUCGACAAUUCAAGGCCAAGAUUAUACAAGAAGGUGAAAAAUUAUUGUGAUAUCUGUUUCCAAUAUUAUCAACAGGGAAAGAGACCAAUUGAUGCGGCAAAACUUCCACUUUAAUGUCUCUACAUCCUAAAGCUUGUAUACGAAAAAUGAUAUUGAAGUUUAAGCAUGUAUCAAAUUGGAAAGUUUCAUGAACAUUAAAAAUGAAAGUUUAUUGUGAACCAACAAAAUAUAUGCAAUCCAACUAAAGUAGUAUCAGAUAUAAACUGGCAAAGCCAGAGAUGGAGUUGUA